Molecule: messenger RNA, 2791 nt
Organism: Gadus chalcogrammus (walleye pollock)
Lineage: Eukaryota; Metazoa; Chordata; Actinopteri; Gadiformes; Gadidae
Gene: bet1l
Product: Bet1 golgi vesicular membrane trafficking protein-like
Exons: 4
Coding region: 17-346 (109 amino acids)
Biological process (GO): regulation of retrograde vesicle-mediated transport, Golgi to ER; retrograde transport, endosome to Golgi
Cellular component (GO): Golgi trans cisterna; SNARE complex
Molecular function (GO): SNAP receptor activity
Source: RefSeq, a predicted model, not a curated record
CUCACAACACGACAACAUGGCUGACUGGGGUCGGGGACAUGGAGCAGUUGAUGACAUAUUGGAUGCCGAGAACAAACUUCUGGCGGAGAACCUGGCGAGCAAAGUGUCCCGUCUGAAGUCGCUGGCCUAUGACAUCGACAAGGACGCAGAGGACCAGAACAUGUACAUCGAUGGCAUGGACUCUGACUUCCUGAGUGCGACGGGAUUGCUGACGGGCAGCGUGAAGCGCUUCUCCACCAUGCUGCGCUCCAGCCGGGACAACCGCAAGAUCAUGUGCUACAUGUCAGGGGGGCUGGUGGCGCUCUUCUUCCUGCUCUACUACCUCGUCUCCCGCCUACAGAGAUGAGCACCACCGCUCCGACCCCACCCUCCACCAACAUUCAACCCCCGUACCCCUAGUCCAGACCCAGACCGACACCCCGUAACCCAGACCCAAACCCAGACCCGGUACCCCAAGCCGUGACCCUUUACCCCAAGCCCAGUCCCGGUACCCAGACCCCGAACCCCGUGCCCAAAGCCCAGACCCGUAGUCCAGACCUGGCACCCCAGUCCAGACCCCCCUACCCCUAGGCCGAGCCUGGUACCCCUAGUCCGGACCUGGUACCUCUAGUCCAGGCCUGGUACCCCUGCUUCAGACCAGCCGGGAGGCCUCUCAUCUGGGAGAAUCAUCACCAGGACUUCAGUUUACAACCCCACCAUCCUGUCACAAUAAUGAAGUUGUUCAUGAACUCCAGAGAGAUACUAGAGUCUGAAGAUCAGAACCUUUACCAGGGCGUACUGGGCGACCCACAGCGGAGCCACUGGGCGGACUGGAGCCUUCCACAGCUCCCUCAUCGAACCCCGGUCUGAUGGGGCAGAUGAGGUCCAGUCCCAGUGAGGCCUCACCGCCCCCCUCUGCUGGUGUUUCAGGAGCCUCAGUUGUAUGAGAGCUCUGUGCACACAUGUAUUAGUUGUGAUGGGAUUGUGUUGCCUGGGGAGAAAUGUGUUUAUCCUUUUAACUCUAAUAAUGUAUAUAGACUUUGGUUUUGGGAUGGGGACAUUUUUGUGAAAAGUAACAAGUGAUAAAGAAGCUUGAGGAUUCAGUUGAGUAUCAGGAUUAUAUGGCAUGGUUGAAAUAAACAUUAUGAUAGUAACAUUAAAUAAAGUGCGGCUUUUUAAGGAGAGAUGUGCUCUACUGCUCAUCAACCCUCAACCCUGUUCACAUCAGACAUUCCUUCUGUCAUGAGGCUAGAGUGGUUUUCCGAUGCCGAUACCAGUAUAGAAAAUUCCUCAGAUUCCGCCUAAAAUGCAGUAUCGGGUAUCGGCGACUAUGCAAGUCUAUGCGCCGAUCCGAUACCAUCACGUGACUCAUUUAUUACACAGGCAGAGAACAUCACAUAUUCACUACAGUGAUGUGAUUCGUUCGUUAACGGUCGGAGGCGGAAAGUCUGAAUGGAAAAAGCGUUAUCUCCAACCUACUGUUCGAGCUAAGUCGGAAAACAUGGAUGCUUACGCUUAACUGGAAGAAUACGAAUGUAUAAUAUAAUAAUAGAUUCUAAAUGUAUAUGAUAAGAACAAGUGCUAUUAGUAGUGCAGUGGGAUGUAGGAUGGGUUCCUGCAGUGUGGGUGGGAAUCGAGAACCGGUUCCUACUCAGAACCGGUUCGAACAAUUCUAUCGGAAUCGUACGCCUCCAACGUUAUCGAUUCUUCACCACGUUUUCCGGUUUACGCAAAUUUUUUGCGACGACCCUGCGCGCGCCGACAACCUUAAAACAACAAGGCAGCAUCGUGGAGACAGUAAGCGAUCGCAAGUCUGGUUCCAUUUCACCAAACGCAAUGAAAAUUCUGCCGUAUGUAAUCAGUGCAAUGCUAUCAUUUCGUGUAAGGGUGCAAACACCAGCAACAUGCUAAAGCAUUUGUCUACCAAGCAUGGAAUUAAGUCCCAAGAAUGCCAUGUGUUCAAAAGCCUGCAUACGAGUCAAACAAGCUCUACUAUGUCCUCCGUUGACAACGGUAACGUUCACAUUACAUAUCCUGCAUUAGCAGCCCACUGUCGCCUUGCAACUGCAGUUUUUAUAGUAGUAGUGUCGUAGUUUUUAUUAAUAAUGCCGACCUAUACAAAUUUCAUGCAUUUUAGAUGAUCGCUCUCAGGCAGCUGGUCCCUCGACAUCGGCUCAAGUUACCCCUUUCACUCCCAGAAAAGGCAGAUAUGGUUAUAUUCUUGCAUAAGAAUAUAUGUUCACUAUUUUGUUGACUUUUUAUAAUCCUUCCUAGAAAAGUUUUAAACUUUAAUUUAGUGACGUUUGGUUUAAGCUUACAGUUAUAUCUAAAAUAUGUAUAUAAAAGUAUAGUGUUAAAUCAUAAUUUAGCAUGUUCAAUUGUAAGUAAUAAUAAUAAUAAUAAUACAUUUAAUUUAGAGGCGCCUUUCAAGACACCCAAGGUCACCUUACAGAGCAUAUAGUCAUCAUUCAAAACUAUGUAAAACAGACUAGGAUGUGAUCCUUCCUAUUUUUUUUAUUACUUAUUUAUUGUCAGUCUUACUUAUUUAGACUAUAUUUUCUUGUUUCUUGUUCUUGUGUUAGUAUUUAGAAAAUAAAAUGGUUACUUUUGGUGCAGAAGACUGUAGAACUCUUUUUUUUGCCACUCAAUGAACUACUCAGGAAUCGGUAAGAGAUUUGAUAAGGAAUUGGAUCGAUGGGCAGAAUCGACAAUGGCAUUGAUAUUCAUAAAAACGUAUCAAUUCCCACCCCUUGUGAUGUAGGGUUGGUUCCAGCAGUGUGAUGUAGGGUGGGUUCCUUCAGUGUGAUGUAAG